Miscanthus lutarioriparius is the source of this 840-nucleotide messenger RNA. The record is from the annotation of a GenBank genome assembly. NCBI's taxonomy places the organism in Eukaryota, Viridiplantae, Streptophyta, Magnoliopsida, Poales, Poaceae.
AUGGCCACGGCCGUGCUCGCCGCCUCCCUCCCGCGCCAUCGUCCUCUCCAGCGGCCGCCGCACGCCGCCUUGGGGCCGGAGCCCCGUCGCUGCGCAAGCGGCAUUGCGCCGUCGCGCCCGUCGCCGCCGCCUGCGGCCCCGCGCCGCCGCGGCAGCUCGACAACGGUUGGUACCCCCAUCGCCGCCUCUCCUGAGAAGGAUUGCGUCUCCCUCCCUGCCCCCGUACCUUUAUGGCGUCUCGCUUUACCGACGUUGCUGUGUGACCUGCCUGACGCAGAGGAGGCGGCUAGCUCCGGACGGCGGCGGGUGCUUGUGGCCGGUGCCGCCGCGUUCCUCUCCCGGCCUAAUCCGGCGGCAUUCGCAGCAGAGGCUAAGAAAGGGUUCCUGCCUGUCGUCGACAAGAAGGCUGGUUACUCCUUCCUCUACCCGUUCGGAUGGGAGGAAGUGGCUGUGCAAGGGCAAGACAAGGUGUACAAAGAUGUGAUAGAGCCUCUGGAGAGUGUGAGCGUCAACUCUAUUCCCACUAGCAAGGAGGAUAUUCGUGAUCUUGGUCCUCCGGAUAAGGUUGCCGAGGCUUUGAUAAAAAAAGUUUUGGCACCACCUACACAAAAGACAAAGUUAAUUGAGGCGAAAGAGAAUGAUGUUGAUGGGAGAGCUUACUACACUUUUGAGUUCACAGCUCAGGCUCCAAACUACACCAGACAUGCACUUGGUGCUAUUGUAAUUGCAAAUGGUAAAUUUUUCACAUUGACUACUGGAGCAAACGAGAGAAGAUGGGAAAAGAUGAAGGAUAGGCUGCAUACAGUGGUGGAUUCCUUCAAAAUCGAAAAUAGAAUAUGA